AUGAUUAGAAAGAAUGACCAAUGCAUUGCAGCAGUUUCUGAGCUUGAAAAAAACUUAGAGUGCAUUCGAACAAGAGCAAACAAGACCGAGGCUGUGUGGAUUUUUGAAGACUUCAUCACCAAUAUCCAAAUCCUCCAAAAAGCUCUUACCAAAGAAGAAAUCAAAAUAACAAGAAAUUCCAUCUUUAGGGUGGCAGUCGCCUUGGAGGUAUUCGCCCUUAAUUAUGGCAAACACCAAAUGAUUGGAGCGAAUUCUUCAAUGGAGAUAAACAGCCGAAAACUACUGUUGGCUAUACAAAAAACCUACCGCGAAAAUGCUACUGACUUUAAUCUUGGGAGAAAAGAACUUCAAACGAACCUGAAAGUUUCCUCUAAAAACUUUGCCAAGAACGUAUCAGUGGUUGUUGGGAUCGUGUACAAGGAUCUCCAUGAAUUAUUGAUUACAGAUCAACCCUUCAAAACUAUAAAGAGCACCACUAGAUAUUUGGACUCCGGGAUAACGGCCGUGGCUUUAGAUCCAAAUCCAGAAAAAUUACAAGAGAAUGUCAUCUUAAGGUUCAGAAAUCUGAAGAUUCACGAAGGAGCAAAGAAAUGUAUGUUUUGGAGUGGCUUAAGUGAAAGCUCAGGCAGAUUUUCAGAGACAGGAUGCCAUGUGGUUACAUCGAAAAGCAACUCAGAAGAAACAGUUUGCAGCUGCAAUCACUUGACUAAUUUUGCUGUCUUACUUGACUACAACGGUAUUCCAGGGCUCACUUUGGAAGAUGAAACUAUUUAUGAAAUUAUCACCAACGUAGGAUUGUGCCUUUCCAUUUUCGCGAUUCUUUCGACAAUUAUUUUAUAUUCCUACCUCACAGACGUCAGGCAACCUUUGACUCAAAUACGAUUGAGUCUUUUUGUAGCCCUUGGAGCUGGACAAAUAAUCUUUCUCGCCGGCAUAAACGCCACAGAAAAUACGGCCCUCUGUGUCCUAGUAGCAGCUUCAUUGCAGUAUCUCCUGAUGGCAGCUUUGUGUUGGGUGUUGGUGGAGGGAAUUUAUUCCUUCCUAUUUGUUGUGAAAGUUUAUAACAUCAACACCAAGAUUCAUUUGUAUCACUUCAUAUCAUGGGGUUUGCCCAUCAUCUUGGUUAGCAUUUCAAUAAGCAUCGCCGCUGGAAAAGAUGGAAUUAAAAGCUAUAUCAGUGAAACACAUUGCUGGCUGUCCUCAUCUAACAACCUGAUCUGGAUCUUCGUCACAUUUGUAGCUGUCAUUGAAGUUCUCAACAUUUUGAUACUCGUCCGAGUAAUAAAGGAGAUGAGUACAUUAACGCAACCCGCGGGGGAAGACAACCAUAUACAGCAGAUUAGACUUGGCAUUAAAACAUGCUCGGUGAUGAUUCCACUGCUGGGUGUCACAUGGCUUUUUGGUCUUUUGUUAUCAUCACACAAAGCUUUCGCCUACCUUUUCACCGUUUUCAGCUCUACUCAGGGAAUCCUGAUUUUCGUUCUUUAUUGUGCGCGGAACAGCCAGAUUAGAGAGCGAUUGAAAAGGAACACGAACAUCACUUUCCCAUCUGCUGUAGAUCAUGGAAAUUCUGCAAAUAGGGGCCCACAAGGUAAUCCAAGAGAUGCCGGCGAAAUGUGGGCGGUAGAAGUGCAGUCUUUCAAAGAAUAGUACCAUACAGUGUUCAGUAAUUCAAUUUAAACGACUUUAAGUGAUACUGUUUUUCCAUCUGUAAAAAUGAAAAAUCCCCAAGAAAAAGCUCACAGGUUAAUCCAAGUGAUGUCGGUGAUAUGUGAGCAGUUGA
This is a messenger RNA of Pocillopora verrucosa, 1783 nucleotides long. NCBI's taxonomy places the organism in Eukaryota, Metazoa, Cnidaria, Anthozoa, Scleractinia, Pocilloporidae. The record is from RefSeq and is a predicted model, not a curated record.